UGUUUAGAGUCUCGCGAGAUCUCAAUGAGUGGAGUGGCUGGCAUAGGAGUGGAUCUAGAAUUAAAUGAGCUGCUACGCGAAGCAUGCCUUGUGAGACCAAAUCUCGGUUUGUGGUCCUGUACGGCUCUCAAAAGGGCCAGGCCCAGUCCAUUGCAGAGGGGAUUGCUGAAGAGGCAGAGGACCACGGGUUGGUUGCUGAACUGAGCUGUUUAAACCAAGACGAGAAGUACAAUUUGGAGAAAGAGAUCGCCCCUGUAGUCUUUGUCGUCUCUACCACUGGCGAUGGGGAACCGCCCGACAACGCGCUCCAAUUUGUCAAGAGAAUCAACAAGAACCAAUCUCCCGACCACUAUAAACACCUUUCUUAUACACUUUUGGCUUUAGGAGACACAAAUUAUGCUAAUUUCUGCAACUGUGGGAAGACAAUUGAGCGUAGACUGCAGGCACUCGGAGCCAGGCAGUUCUAUCCAGCUGGAUUCGCAGAUGACGGUGUGGGGUUGGAACUGGUUGUGGACCCGUGGCUUGAAGGACUUUGGAAAGCCGUCAAAGAGGCUUCAUCUAAAAUGGCUUCCGUGAGGAAUGAUGAGUCUGAAGCGAACGUGAAAGAUUCAGCAAAGGAAUUUCUGGGUUUAACCCAACCGGAUGUGCAGCUAAACCUGUUAAGCAUCACUGAUCAGCGGAGCCAGGAAGCCGUUCAAACGGACUUUCAUAAUGUGCCUUCGGCUCCAUCUACCUCUUCUGGUCAAAACCCAAGCACUUUUUCAGGAAGGACUGAGUUUGUAUCCCAGAAUGAUGCUAUGCAGACAAAGGAUGAGGGGAUUCCCCACAUUUCCUCGUCAUCUCCCCUGACAAACUCUGUGCCGCCGCUUUCCCAGUCUUCUCUUAAUGUUCCCGCUCUGCCCCCUCCCUUUUUGGAUGUUACGUUGGUGGAGGUGGAUGCCCCAGAACAGAAUGUUGGACCGCUAAAAGAGACUUUCCAUGAGGUUCCCAUAUCUAAGGCAGUUCUGCUAAGCAGAGGAGACUCUGUUAAGACAGCUCUCCUACUAGAGCUAGACAUUUCUACUUGCCCAGCAUUGACCUACCAGCCCGGGGAUUCUCUGGAUGUGCUCUGCCCAAAUAGGGCGGAAGAGGUGGACUACAUGCUUUGCAGACUGGGGCUUAAAGAUCGAAGGGACCAUCGCGUCCAUGUGGCUUUGAGAAAAGACACAAAGAAAAAAGGUGCUCAUGUGCCGCCACACAUCCCCCAAAAUGUUUCCCUCCUCUUCCUGUUCACCUGGUGUCUGGAGAUCAGAAGUGUUCCUAAGAAGGCAUUUCUGCGAGCGUUGGUGGAGUAUGCGGCGGACGGCACGCAGAAGAGGAGACUGCAGGAGCUGUGCAGUAAACAAGGUGCUGCCGACUACAACCUGCAUGUGCGAGACGCCAGCCUCAGUGUUGUGGAGCUUCUCACAGCCUUCUCGUCCUGCUCCCCUCCGCUCAGCCUCCUGAUAGAGCAUUUGCCAAAAUUGCAACCCAGACCUUAUUCAGCGGCCAGCUCCUGCCUCAGACACCCAGGAAAGCUGCAUUUCGUCUUCAGCGUGGUGGAGCUCCCAGCGUGUUUUGGGAGGCCCGCGGGGAGGCGAGGCUUGUGCACCGGCUGGCUGUUUGACCUCAUCCAUCCUGGCAUAGUUUUCCCCGGGAAGACGGAAUCCUCCAGCAGCCCAGCUCCAGCCAAAGCAAUCCAUGUGAGUUUGAGGCCCAGUUGCUCCUUCCGGCCUCCCUCUGAGCAGUCGGUGCCUUUUAUCAUGGUUGGACCCGGGACCGGAGUCGCUCCUUUCAUUGGCUUCCUACAGCAAAGAGAGGAGGCGAGGAAGAGGAACCCAGAGGCGGUGUUCGGGGAAACCUGGCUGUUCUUUGGUUGCCGCCACAGAAACGGAGACUACCUGUUCAGACCUGCUUCAAACAGGAAGUUUGUGUUGCCAUUUUCUUCUGUCUCAAUCACUACUGUCAGUUCAAAUCAGAUUAGCAUAAUAUUACAGAAAGUGCUGCCCACAGCUAAUUUUUUUACGUGAUUAUUUCUGUUGUUUGGCUGUUGUUGAGAUUUUGACUGCCUUAUUGUGUGUAUUUUAUUCACAUGAGCCCCUCUUACACCUCUGUGAUUGGCACCUCUUUCAACAACAGAUGUUUGUCAUUUUUCCACAUUGAAAUAAAGUUUGAUCAAGCUCCACUUUAGUCGCUACAAAGUGAUAUGACUGCGCAGACAUUUUUUGUUUUUAUUUUUUGCUCUGAUUAGUUUGUUUUUGGCUUUACCCUCUUUGGGCUUCAUGCUAAUUGGUCAGCUCGCGUUAGCAGCAAGCAUGUGCUGCACGGCGGUGCAGCAGUCGAGUUCUCCUGCAGGAUUAAAGCGUGUGAAUGGAUUAGCAUCCUUAAUCACACAAGAAUAGAUCACAGAGGAUGUUGUUUGUUCCCCUCUGUUUCCUCUAUCCCCUCCUUAAAUACGCUCUCACAGCCAGGUGGUGGGUAGCGUUUGUUCACAGUUAGGGUGUCUCUGAUGAAUACCCCCUCAGAGUUGACCAAAGUGAUUAGUCUGGGUUUUAUGAGCCACCCAUGAAGAGUUGUACUCUAUUUAAAUAGGUUAGCAGAAUGAGAACAACAUGCCAGCAGUUGAAUUGGCCGCCUGCAUAAAUCUCUGUGGGAUUUCUCUUAAAGUAAGUGCAGUUUCAACUGUAAAAAUCUGCUCCUUGUCGCUUUUUUUUUUUUUUGUCCGAGUGUCUGACUUCCAUCAAAAAGGAGCAUUUCUCUUCAAACCUCUUUGCUUUCUCUUAUUUCUGCCUGCUUUCUCACUCUUUGGUGAAUCCUGAUCGCCCGUGAUGGGGUCCAAGUUCGGCCACAGACUCUGCUUGUGUCCUAUAACACAGUAAAGGCUGGCAGCUCAUUGCUCUGAGACCCCCGUCUGUUAUGUGUCCCUAAGAAGUCAUCUGGCCUUUUUUCAUCUGCCAGUUUCUGUCCUCCUUUUUUUUAUUUGCUAACCCCUUUUUUUUUGUACUGUUAAAACAGACUUUGUAAUUCAAGAUGGUCAGACAUUUUUAUUUAUUUAUUGUCGUGCAAAGAAAUGUACUAAAUUGUAAACAAUCUUUCAAAAAAACAAGGGUAAUAUGAGACCUCUCUUCUGUUAGCAUUCUCAGCACAGCGUCGUUGUGUUAUUUAGAAAAAAAAAAGCCUUACUUUAGUUGAGGGGUUAGUGAAAAACACACUCCCCGAGGCGAGACCUUCACCCGUGAUCUCAGAGCCGCGGCUGGUUAUGUUCCUAUUUGGCUGUCUGUGUGUGCUCUGUGAUCAUCCAGACUGCUUAAGUUUAAACAAGAUGCUCUGAGCCACAGUAAACCUCACUCCUCCACCAACAAAGUCUCCUUCCCUCCCUUUCAACAGCACCCCAGGCCCUUUAAAAUGAUGAGGCAUGAAGAAAAAAGAAAAAAAAAUUGAAGUAGUUGGCAAGCAGAAAACUUGCAGGGAGGAAGGUUACACCCAGCUGGAAGGCUGGGAACAUUGAUUAGAAAAAGAGUUAUAACAGUGAUAGGAGCAUUCACAAAAGCCUCACCUUCACCAGACAGUCAGCCACCUGACACAUUUUGGACCAGACUUUUUGCUCUGUGGUGACCAGCUUUCAGGUGAGACUAGGUGGAGUAUUUUGAGAGAAAUCAGGCGGAAAACAGUCAGAAAUAAAGGAGCUGGACCAUGAAAAUGUUGAUUUAACUACUGAAUCCCAUCGGUCCUAAACAGGAAAGGCCUGGUUCUCCCUGCGAGUGGGUCAGUUGGAUCAUGAACGUGUGUUUGAAUCUCUUU
Molecule: messenger RNA, 3819 nt
Organism: Oryzias latipes (Japanese medaka)
Lineage: Eukaryota; Metazoa; Chordata; Actinopteri; Beloniformes; Adrianichthyidae
Gene: mtrr
Product: 5-methyltetrahydrofolate-homocysteine methyltransferase reductase
Biological process (GO): homocysteine metabolic process
Cellular component (GO): cytosol
Molecular function (GO): flavin adenine dinucleotide binding; [methionine synthase] reductase (NADPH) activity; FMN binding
Source: RefSeq, a predicted model, not a curated record